Molecule: messenger RNA, 1480 nt
Organism: Stegodyphus dumicola
Lineage: Eukaryota; Metazoa; Arthropoda; Arachnida; Araneae; Eresidae
Source: RefSeq, a predicted model, not a curated record
CUUUAAUUCACCGCGUUAUACACGAUCUGAAUUUUGUUAUUUCCUUUUGAAGUAUUAGGUAUACCGCAAACUAUGCCGUGUGAGUGUGGAGAACACAGCUGCUUCUGCUUUAAUGUCUGCAGAUGCCGUGAUGGACCGUGUGAAUGUGAGCUUUGUACUGAAAUUAGGUUGCACUCUUGCAGCAUCUGCCAACGCCCAGCUUUCCUGGAAGGCCGCUUCUUAUCGUCCGCUUACUUCAAAGAAUAUUGCUGCUGCUUCAUUGGAGAAUCCGAUGUUUUGCCCGACCAAUCUGCAGCUAAUCCUCAACAGGAUUCACAGGAUCAGCAGGAUGCACAGGAUCCUAUAAAAGUAAGUGGAUGGCCUCCCUUAGUUAUAGCCAGUUCCGAAAGUCUUGAGUCUACAGAACGCAAAUUAAGUGAUUUAAGAGUAGAUGUGGAAAUGAAGGAAAAUGAUUCUUUUGAAGUUUCUAAUACUCACGGAGAGCCAAGCCAAAAAACGGAAAGCUCUUUACCACUAGGUGUUGGCAAUUUCCAACAAACUUUAAUGACAAAAUUUCAAAAAGCUACUACUCAACAAAAUUUAGAGGAGGAUAUGUUGAGUAAACCAGAGACGCAGUCGAGUUCCGAAAGUCCUGAGUUUACAGAACGCAAAUUAAGUGCUGUAGAAAGUUACGAGUUCCCUAGUGGUUCUUUUGAAGUUUAUAAUGGCGACGGAGAGCCAAGCCAAAAAACGGAAAGCUCUUUACCACGAGGUAAACCAGAGACUCAGUUGAGUCCGAGUUCCGAAAGUCCUGAGUUUACGGAACGCAGAUUUAAUAUUUAUAAUACAUACCAUGUGUCCUCGAGUGAUUCUUUUGAAGUUUCUGAUAGCGACGAAGAGCCAAGCCAAAAAUCGGAAAGCUCUUUAUCACGAGAUGUUGGCAAUUUCCAACAAACUUCUAUGACAGCUGAAGCAAAAGAUUCCGGGCAGUCGGCGUCAGAAAAUCAUCCAGCUGAAACAAAAGAUUCCGGGCAGUCGGCGUCAGAAAAGGAUUCAAGCGAUGCAAGAGAUUCGGUACCAUUACCGUCGGAUUUACAUUCUGACAAAACUUCAUCCGAGUCUACAAAAUUCGAAAAGCGCAGUUAGUGACGAAAGAACUCGUCAGAAUACUUAAAGUAGAAAUUUGUUGAAGCGUUAAUUACGAAAGGACAAAUACAAGGAUGAUUCAUUAGAAAAUAUAGGUCUAUUCUGAGAAAUUAAUAUUUCGAAAGAAUCGAUAAGUUUAUGAACUUGACAAAUUUCAAGCAUUUCGAUGCUGGAUGAUAUUUUAUCGAACCCAAUUCAUAUUUGUAGUUUUAACAUUUACUGAGAACUUUAAUCAUCAUAUUUGACCAUAUCAAUUUCGUUAUUUAUCGUUUAUUUUGUUACAUAUCUGUUAUACUACUAUACACGGUAAUUUUAAAUCUGGUAUUUUAAAAUAAAAUCAUUUACGCUUCGUGAA